AUGAUGUUUAUAUUGUGGGCGCCUUUUUGGAUAUUUAAUGAUUCAAUUAUUUCUUUAAUUUAUGGGACUAUACACAGACCUUUUUGGUCGUUUUUGCUUUUUUGUUUUUUGGGGUUUUUGGAAGCUAAUUUAAAAGGAAGUGUUUUGGCAAAAUUAUUGUGUUGGCGUGUAUUUCGUCCAUUAUCCAAAUUAGUUUUGAUUGUUUUAUUAUUAUCAGAGCCAAUAGCUUUAUCUUUAUUUGCUUCAUUACAUCGUCCAGUACACACAACCCCUUUAUCUUCUUUGCUUUCUUUUAUUGGAAUUUUUGUUUGUUCUUUUUUAUUUUCUUUUGUUUUGGAUUGUUCUGUAAUUAGACCUGUCAGAAAUUUAUUUUUAAAAAUUUAUGGAGAAAAGGAAAAGGUACAAGAAGAGGAAAAUAAAGAAGAAAAUGUGGAAAAGGAAGGUGCAAUAGAAGAAGAAACUGAAAAUUUCUUAGGAAAAUCAAAAAAUGAAAUUUAA
This is a messenger RNA of Meloidogyne enterolobii, 498 nucleotides long. Lineage: Eukaryota; Metazoa; Nematoda; Chromadorea; Rhabditida; Meloidogynidae. The record is from the annotation of a GenBank genome assembly.